Messenger RNA from Lingula anatina, 3763 nucleotides. RefSeq lists its product as uncharacterized. NCBI's taxonomy places the organism in Eukaryota, Metazoa, Brachiopoda, Lingulata, Lingulida, Lingulidae. Gene Ontology annotation, biological process: protein O-linked glycosylation. The record is from RefSeq and is a predicted model, not a curated record. Gene Ontology annotation, cellular component: Golgi membrane. Gene Ontology annotation, molecular function: hexosyltransferase activity.
AUAGCACAUUCCAGUUAGCUACCCGAGAGGUUGUGGGACUAUGAGUCACACCGAGCCAAACCGAUUGCAAGCGAGCUCUACCCGAGGCAGGCUGUGAAUAUAUCGCAAUUCCCUGUACAUAAUAUACUUGUAAAUUCGUGUAUGUUCACACUGCAAAACCGGAUUGAACGCUGACAUUAUUAGGUCACUAAAAGGCAGUCGACACGACCGGAGUUAAAGAAGACUGAUCUAUGCAAUGUUUAUUAACAUGAUCGUUGCACCGUUAACGUAGACUAUAUAUGUUUGACUUAUACGAGACGUACAUACCAGGGUUCUCUUUUUAACAAAUGGGAAACUGUGCCACGAUGAAAGGAAGCCAGGCUAUUGAAAAAAUCUAUACAACACUUAGGCGCUGGAACCAUGGUAUUGAAGAUAGCCAUCUAAUAGCUAUUCAGUUGGAGGACCUUUUUGAAUCGCCAAUCCAUGCUAAGAACCUAGACCAGAGAGGGUCCGAUAAAUGAGCAAACCAACUUCCAAGCACUGAAGAACUUGUGACAUCUUUCCCAUCAAUAUGCGAAAAAAGGCACUGGUAAUAUUCAUAUGUAUGUCUGUGUGGACAUUUAUGGCAUAUACGCGAAUCUAUCAUUCCACCGAAAACUAUCACAAGAAAUUCAUCAUUCAUAAACGUAAAGGAAGCAAGUGGAAUUCUAGUACUCCACUUAAACACGUUUCACAAACAGUAUAUCCAUCUCCAUCAGCUCCCUAUAUACGACAUAUACAACAGGAAGCUGUAAAAUCAAGCGGAAGAAAACCGAAGGGGGACUCUGAAAACGAAAGCAGAGAGGAGUUGUAUAGUAUUGCCGAUGACGAGCAUGUAGAACCGCCAUCCAGUACUGGAUUCUCAACUACAUCGACUUCUGCUGUCCCGACAACGGCUCCAUCAACAUCUAUUGUUGGGAAUACUAUAACCGAUCUAUCGAUGACACCGUCACAGUUUCCAGCGAGUAGGGCUACAAUGGGCAUGAUGGCCAUGCCUGCAAAAAUGGGGAUAGAAAGGAAAAUAUUUCCAACAACUAAGCGGAUCACGUUAUUCGAAGUACCCCGGAGAAAGGAAUCCCCCUCUCGCUAUAUCGACAAUCCCAUGGAUGUGGAUCUCGUGUCUUCACAACUACCUGUCAGAAAUUCUUAUUACAUUAAGGCAACCAAGCCUACGCCUGAACGCGAACAUACUCUCAAAGUUAAUUUUCAGACCCAUACAAAAAUACCGCGUCAGAACAGGCCACAAGAGCUUAACAGCAAAUAUAUUGUUCCAAAUGUAAUACAAAAUGUUCCACAGCGCAGCAAAGUUGGCACACAACACUUUGAAAAUAUCCAGGUCCCCAAUACAAGGAAAAUGGUUCAUCCCACCAAAACUAACGCCGAUUUACCUCUAAAUGUAGAUAAGCAUCUCCACACGAUACGAAAUUACCAACCAUUGCACACCAGAGAGGAGCAAGCCUUUAAUGGAAACAAUAAAGCAUUCCAGUAUUCUGUCAAUUUAGGUAAAGGUGACAUUCAUCAACAAGUUAGGAAAAUUGCAAUGAUGAGGAGUCGCUUCACAAAGCCUGCGGAGACUACCCUGGAAGAGCCACCACCGAGUUACUUUGUACCAAGGGCACGGCCUGUGAACAACUUUACGUACACCAAACUUCUGUCUCCAGAUGCGUUGUGUGAUGGAAAAGUCGAGAUGAUCAUAAUCGUUAUAACCCACCCAAAGUCACAUUACAUGCGGGCCACACUGCGACGGGUUACCAAAAAUCUUUUUAAUGCAAAAUCACCGUUUCGCCUUGCUUUUAUGCUAGGGCGCGAUCGGACUGGUAGUUCUAAAUCUCCCCUAUGGGAAGCUGUGGAAUAUGAAAGUAAAGCGUAUAAUGACAUAAUAGCUUUUGAUUUCCUUGACACAUACCGGAACUUAUCAGUGAAGUCAAUAAUGAUGCUAAAAUGGGCGUCGCAGCACUGUAACAAUGCCAAAUAUUUAGUCAAAAUGGAUGACGACGUUUUCCUCAACGCAAAAACUCUGAGGCGUAUUUUAAAGAGUGGGCGGUACACCAGGGGGUUCCUCGGCGGCCACGUGACUUCUGAAGACGUGGUCCACAGAGAUGAUGAACCGAAAUGGGACGUUACAUUUGAUGAAUACCCUUACGGGUACUUUCCGAGUUUUGCCCAUGGACCAAUAUACGUAAUGUCAAUGGACGUUGUUCACAGGUUGUAUAAGGUGGCCCCGUUUCUCCCCAUGAUUCACCUUGAAGAUGUCUUUGUAACUGGCAUUCUUGCCCGCGCCAUCAACGUGUUCCCAGUCAAUCUCAACGGAAUGUCUCUAUAUCCAACGGACUAUGAUAAGGAACACGUUUGUUCUACGCUUGAUUCGAGGAUGUUUGCGGUUCACGACUUGGAAAUCAGUGAGCUAGAGGCCUUUUACACUACAUGGUGCGAGGGGCAAAGCGAUGGGGUUAUUAUCGUCAAUGAUCCGAGCCCACCCGAGGAGAGAGUGCUCCAAAGACGCACAGAGUUAGGUGUGCUCCAGAAGAAUGUGCCAAAAACUAAAGAAUCGACGCAGUUAUUGCAAACUCGCCAAAAUAACCAAUCGUUAUUGAGGUCGAAACCGAAAACGAACGCUUUAGAAAUAUAGUUGUCUCCAUGGAAAGAUGACGGUUACAAAUAGGACGCCAGGAAGGGAUAGAUCUCCACAAGCUGCUCUAAUGGAGAUAAUAUACGUCAAUUCAGAAGUGCAAUUUCCGGAACAAAAGCCGUGAAAGAUAGUGUUGGUUUUACGUUUCUCAUAUUUCUGGUGUGAAAUGAAAAUGAACAUUGAAAAAUUCAUCAAAUAUAUAUCCGGUGAGGGGAAAAUGUAGAAUUUACAGUAGAAAUGUUCAAUUAAAGACUGUAGCGUGUCUUGCUUGGUAUCACACGAGUUUCAGAAAUAAAAAGAUGAGAAUGCAGAAAAUAAAGGAUACUCAUGCAAACUGAAUCUGAAGAAAAAUGAUAGUGCGAUGUUGUUUUUUUUACAUAUAUGAUGGUGCUUUUACUAUUUUCCAGUUCAAAUUUACACUGGCAAUAUCUACACCAUAUAGGGAACAUAUUAACUGCCUUUUGCCUGUACAUUUAAAAGAAAGUGUUAGCAAUUUAGAUAAAUAUUUUUGGAGAUAGAUGGUCCCGGGUUUUCCAAUAAGUUAGUUGUGUGUGCAACUUUAAAUAAGAAGUAAUAUGGAAAAUGUUUUUUCCAUUGGAGGCUUUGAAAACUGUUUCAUUUGAAACUGAAUGUAAAUAGGUUAAAUGAGCUAACUUACAUGUAUCGUUUUAGAUACAAUAGCACAAUGAUAGUUGAGCAUGUAUACAGCGCUGUUAAAAAUUGAUUACAUACUAUUGCUAGCCUACUGUAUGGUCAUAUUCGGCUCGUUACAAACGGUUUCAAUCGUUCAGCGAAUUUUACUUUAUAAUAUAAAUGGUUUGAAGUUUAAGAGAAAUGAUAAUGAUGGAAAUAUUUUGAUAUAUAAUAUUGUAUAAAUGUAAUGGUGCUUUUACUAUUCUCCAACAUAUUUUAGUGGCAAUAUCUAGACUAUUAAGAAACGCCUUUAAAUAUUAACUGCAUUUUGUCUGUACAUGACUUGGACACCGUUAACAAUUUAGAUAAAUAUUUUUGUAGAUAAGUAAUCCCGUUUUUUCCAGGAAAUAUUCUAGUCAUUCUGCUGUGCCAUAUAAUAUGUAAGGCUGCGUUCACAUGAAAAAUCUAUUUUCUAAAAAUCCG